GUUGUUUCUAGCCGGUGGCCGGAGCGUUGCCACGUCAGUCCUGUUACUGCUAUCGUUGACAUGUACACUGUUGAUCCUAUGAUGAAUUCACGUUUACAACAUUAGUGGAUAUCAGUGAGAGAUGGAAGAGAAAGAGGUGGACAUCAAAGAAGAAGAAAAAGAAGAUGGGGAGCUCGAGGAAGGAGAGCUGGAGGAUGAAGAGGAAGGAGAAAAGGGCACCGGUUCCCCCAAACCAGGUGGGACUCCUCCUCAUCCUAAGGAAGAGAAGGAAGAGAAAAAAAAUGGAGAGUCCAACAGGGCAGACGGUGCAGAGGGCAAGAUGCAGGUCGCUGCAGCGAAAGAUGGCAACCUGGCCGAGCCUCGAGAUGAGGAGGGCCUGAAGAAAGAGAGGAAGGAGGGGAAAGAGGAUUCUAAGAGAAAGCACAGGGAAGAUGAUGAUGAAAAAGACAAACGCAAGAAGAAGAAGAGAAAGAGAAAACACGCCAGCAGCGAUGAGGAAGAAGAUGAAAUACCAGCUGCCCCUCCAAAGUUUCCCCAUAGGAAGGUGGUUCCUCAUCCGCAUGCCUUUGGUGACGAGAUGGGCUUUGACGCCAUGCUCCAGCAGGAAAUGUAUCUACGAGGCCGCUCUCCCCCGCCUGGCAUGGUCACGUACGGUCCUCCUGGACCCUUUGGUCAUCCUAUGUUCAGAGAUUAUGAUUCUUUUGACUCUGGAUCGGAUUCGGAGAUGCGUAUGGACCACAGACGACGGAGGAGACACAGGAGAUCAAGAUCUCGUUCUCCCUCCCGGAAAAAUGAAGCCAUUUGCAUGUACUAUAUGCAGGGAAGCUGCCAAAGAGGGAAGGCUUGCCCGUAUUCUCAUGACAUCCAGCCGCAGCGUAAGAUGGAGCUCUGCAAGUUCUACAUGAUGGACUGUUGUGCAAAAAGAGAGAAGUGCUUGUACAUGCACAAAGACUUUCCUUGUAAAUACUACCACACUGGAGUCAAAUGCAAAUCUGCUGAGAAAUGUAAAUUCAGCCACGAGCCCAUGUCAGAUGCCACAAGAGGCAUUUUAUUAAAGCAUAUCGAAUUAGCACCAAAAGACAUUCUUGGAGACUUCCCCCGCCUGACAAAGGAGGCAGCCAACAUGGUCGUGUCCAUCACGGAAGCCCAUCGGAGCGGCAACCCCAUGGAUGUGGAGAACAUGCCCGGUAUAAUGGAUCUUCGUGAUAGGGGAUUCAAAUAUGUUGAUAAGGCAAUAAGAAACGUCAUAAAGAGGCAAGCGAGAGCUAAGAACUUGGAGGAUGAGGAUGGUGGAAUCAUGAUGGACAAGAUGAAACACGGUAAAAUGGGCGACUCCAGAAGACAUGGUGACAUGGGGGAAGAUAAGAUGUCCAAAAUGUAUGGGAAACAUGACCACAUAUCACCAUCGAAACAUCACGAUGAGUCUCGAGUCAACCUGGACCGCAAUGUUGAGAAUUUGGUCAAAGCCUUCCGGAAUCAGUCGUAUGACAAAGGGAUGAGGAACCAACCUCCCCAUGGGUCACCGGAAGACUGGCGGCAGCGAGGCAGCCACGACAGUGGGGAUUGGAUGGGAGGCAAGCCAGAUGAAAGGGGCCCAAGCUCAUCUCAAUAUAAAAAUAUGGUAAAUGGAGAGGUUCCACCUAUGAGAGGGAGCCCUAUCACGCCUAACACCAGCAGCUGCUCGGAAUCGAUGACCAGCCCAAACAACAACAACAUGGGCUCUGGUGGGGACCAUGGCCCAGGAAAUGCCAUGCAGCACCCUAGUCCAGGAAAGAAGUUAGGUGGUAUGAUGGCUUGCAUGCCGCAGAAGCAGAGGGAUUUCUUCCAGCGGAUACAACAGCAGCACUCUGUCCAGGAUGACGACGAUUUGAUGGACAAUAAUCCGGAUGAGGCAGGUGCUGGCACGAGCAAUAUGAAUUGGUACAGCAGCGACGAAGAGGGAGACGGUCCUUCGCCUAGCAAGCCCCCUUGGCAGAAUCCAAGCCACAACACCAUUAUGUCGCCAAGUAGAACGCCACCGGGAUCUAGGACACCACCUAUGGGUGGAGGGAGGUUCACUCCUCCAGGGAAAAGGGACGAUGGAAGCAAUACUCCUCCAAUGGCGCAGUCUCAAGCAAAGAAUCCCUUCCCCAACAUAAACCUCGACAACAUCAAGAUUACCGAUUUAGCUUUCGUUCUGUCGGCUGUCAAAAAUCAGGUGGCAGCGAAAAAUAAUCCGGAAGAUUCAAACAGAGAUCCCAGAGGACCUGGCUCUCGAAGAGAUGUAGAUAUGUCCAGAGAUAAUGGGGACAGCUCGAGGUACCCACGUGAUUCUAAUCAGAGGUCUGAUAGCAUGUAUCCUUCAAAUUCUUGGGGAAGGAAUUCCUGGGACUCUCAAGGGUCUUUGGACCGACCUGGCGACUCUCGAGAUUCACAGGGUGGCUUCCUCUCACCCAAGAGGCAAGACUCCGAUCACGAUCAGAGACAAAGAAUGUCUGAUACUGACCUACGGGUGUUACCGAGAGCAGAAGGUCGCAGGGAGGAUGUAGGCGGUAAAAAUUCACGGUGUGAUACAGAUAUGCGAAUGUCUAACGAGUCAUCCAUUUAUGAUGUGGACCUAAGGCAGCUAAAUGUUUUGAAGGGUUUGGGAGACAGUGAUGAAAGUACAUCACCCCUACCUUUUAAAGUACCAGUUCAUACUCCUGCCAAGGAAAUUGUUGCAUCGCUGUCAUCUCACUCUCCGAUGUAUUAUCAUCUUAUAAAAGUAACCAUCCCCAAACCAGACUUCUCUCACCUAAAAAUUAACAGAGAUGAUCCAAGGAUAAUGGACGACCCAAGACUGCGGCGAAUGUUGCGAAGGAAUUCCACAGAAGAUUCUGCAAACAAAAGCCCCAGGGCACCCUCCAGAUACGAAAUGGAUGGGCCCUUCAGUCCCACUGGUGUACAAGGCUCCAGAAGUGAGCAGAGAUUUAACGAAGCAGAUUCAAGAGAUCCCAGGGUUGCUUCAUCCAGAGAUCCAAGAGGGGAGCCGAGAGUUGAUCCACGAUCUGAGGCUCGCCCAGAGCCUCGCGUCGAUCCCAGAACAAAUGUGCGCGUUGACCCUCGUGUUGGUAGCAGGGGCGAUCCCAGGACUGAGUCUCGGGACCCAAGGGCAGACCAGAUGAAUGACAUGCGCAAUCAAGACCCUCGCAUGGGUGGGAUGUAUGGUGGUGGUGGAAAUAACAUGGGCAUGAUGGAAGGAGGAAUGCAAUAUCAGAAUAUGGGACCAGGCCCUGGUCCUGGUCCUGGUCCUGGUCCUGGUCCUGGUCCGGGUCCAAUGGGAGGUCCACCUUUAACAAGAGUUGACCCCAGAGGUAGACCAGGGCUGCUUGGUCCAGCGCCGGUGCCAUUUUCGGGGAAUGUUCCUCCACCAUCGCCAAAUGUUGGACCUGGAAUGCCGCCGCCUCCGUAUAUGAUGGGUCAGAUGGGCCCCAACAGUGGGUAUUAUCCAGAUGAUCAGGGUGAUAUGAUGGGAGGUGGAAAGUUUCCUCAAGGAGGGUCAAAUUGGGGUGGUCCCAUGCCAUCUAAUGACCCUCGUUUCCAUAGGGACAUGGGUGAUGGCCCCCAUUCAUACACUCCCCCACCGGUAUCCUAGUGAUUUGGCGAUGGAAGUGAUUGUACCUGUACCUUUUUCUCUGUGAUUAGCCAAAUGGCAUUUUACGAUGUAAGUUGUUACUGUUAAGAGUUCUGACCAUGCAAGCAAGUUCAGGACGUAAUGUAUAUUUUAAUAUGCCUAAUAAUUAGGUUGAUCGUCAUGUAGUAUACUGUUCUCUUUGAUAAAACUUGAGAUACUGAUACUCAGUUUUGCCCAUAAUUAUUAUUAAAUCAUAAUUGUAUUCAAAUAGUUUUAUUAGAUCCGGGAUAUGAUUUUUGUUGAUUCAUUUGAAGUUAUGUAAAAUUUGUUGAGAUUUAUGUAAUUUUGUACAUAAUAGACCAGUCUGUUGGAGAUUCGACAGUCCUUCAGAGAUCAGACCAGGAAUUUUAUUCAUUUUAAGACUAAGAAUUUUUAAGUGGACAAAAUUUUUUCCCUGGUCAUUUGUAAGCCUAGGUUAAUGUAUGUUGUGUUGAAUAAAUGUUUGUAUGGAGAUUGUAAUGUGCUCAUAUUACAGUGCCAUACCUGUCUAUUGAUGUGGAGGAUGACUCGUAUAUUUUUAUGUGGAGAUGUAAUUUAGUCUUCCUUACACUGUUACAGCUAUAGGACACUGUAUGUACACAUGUAUAUUUGUUUUGUAAGAAAGGCCUAUACUUAACUUUUAAUUCUGUUCUUCAUAUCCUCUCUCUCACUGACGAAGAGUGUUUAAAGUACAAAAAAGGAAAAAGAGCCGCUUUAAUGAUAACGACUUCAUACUAAUUUUAUGUCACGAUAGUUUUGGGAGCGAGUCCAAGUGAAACCUUGUAAAUAAUUAGGGGAGAUUUUUGACUUGGUAUAUUUUCCCUUUCGCAGUAACUGGUGUGGCACCAUACUUGCAUCAUGGUAGAAAGGAUGUUGUAUUCAUGGUCUGUAGUAUUCCUGUGAAAAUUUAGUGGUGAAUUACAAUUCCUCUGAAGAUUAGUCUUGUGGUCGGAAAGUGUGCUUGUUACUAAGAAUGGAAAGCGCAGAAGUUAUGGAAAGUAAGUUAAUUGGUUCUGAAAAGUAAGACUUUGUUAAGGAGUGGAAAAACUAAAGUUUUUUUCUUUGCACCUUUCAGGCACUGUUACAUUAUACAAUAUUGUUGUUGUAAUAUGGUACAUAGUACAUGCAUUGUUGAUGAUAGAAGUAAUAUGUUGAAGAGAUGUUAAACAGCAGCUGAUGGAUCCUAUUAUUUUUAUAUUCAUUGCUCAAGGAAUAUUUCAUGUUUUCUACUGCAAGUAUGCAUUAAAAAUAAUAAGCUUUAAGUUUAA
Macrobrachium nipponense is the source of this 4899-nucleotide messenger RNA. RefSeq names its product protein suppressor of sable-like (gene su(sable)). Gene Ontology annotation, biological process: negative regulation of DNA-templated transcription. Lineage: Eukaryota; Metazoa; Arthropoda; Malacostraca; Decapoda; Palaemonidae. The record is from RefSeq and is a predicted model, not a curated record. The transcript is spliced from 12 exons. Gene Ontology annotation, molecular function: metal ion binding; RNA binding. Bases 122 to 3613 code for a protein of 1163 amino acids. Gene Ontology annotation, cellular component: nucleus.